This is a messenger RNA of Oreochromis aureus, 1077 nucleotides long. RefSeq names its product calpain-1 catalytic subunit-like. NCBI's taxonomy places the organism in Eukaryota, Metazoa, Chordata, Actinopteri, Cichliformes, Cichlidae. The transcript has 6 exons. Gene Ontology annotation, cellular component: cytoplasm. Bases 108 to 947 code for a protein of 279 amino acids. The record is from RefSeq and is a predicted model, not a curated record. Gene Ontology annotation, molecular function: calcium-dependent cysteine-type endopeptidase activity. Gene Ontology annotation, biological process: proteolysis.
GAUCAGUUGGUUAUCACUGUGCACAGGUAGGCUCUCACACGGAGUUAGGUGUCUUAGAAUAUUUUCUUUUUCUUUGUACCAGGAUCUGUCUGAAGACUUUGAUCACCAUGGCUAAAUCUGAAACUUGUCUCAUCAACUUGAGUUACCAAGAUGGCAGCGAAGGAAGCCCCUCCAACCCUGCCAAGUUCAAAAAUCAAGACUUUGCUCAGAUAAAAGCUGACUACAUCCGCAAAAGAGGACAACUGUUUGAGGACAAUGAGUUCCCACCAAACGGUCAUUCUUUGGGUGAUCUGCCUGACAUGAGUCCCUCAGAGGAGAGUGGAGUGAAAUGGCUUCGACCAGCAGAUUUAUUGAGAGAACAAGGAAAGAAGGAUAAGCCUGCUUUCUGUACAGAUGGUAUGUCACGAUUUGACUUUGGACAAGGCAAAGUAGGUAACUGCUGGUUUUUGUCUGCAAUAUCUGCACUGACCUUCCAAAAAAAUCUGAUGGAACAAGUUGUACCAAUGGACCAGUCCUUUGAGGAUUAUGCAGGAAUAUUUCACUUCCGGUUCUGGAGGUUUGGAAAGUGGAUAGAUGUUGUCAUCGAUGAUUAUCUGCCAACGAUCAACAAGCAGCUGCUGUCUGUUUCCUCGAAAUGUGGAAAUGAGUUCUGGGCUCCUCUGUUGGAGAAGGCAUAUGCCAAAGUUUGUGGUUCAUACGCAGACAUGCGUGGUGGGUCAUCGUCAGAGGCCUGCAAAGAUUUCACUGGAGGUGUGAACCAGAUUUACCAUCCCACAGAGGCCAAUGCACCGAGUUGUGAUGAACUCUGGCUGACACUAAGCAGAGCCACCAAGUGCAAAUCACUGAUUUGCUGUGGGACUUUGCAUAAAAAGGAUGCAUUGGCCAACACUGGAUUGGUAGAUGGGCAUGCCUAUUCUGUCACAGGCAUCACUGAGGUAAAUUCUUGAGUUUCAAAAGUAUAUUCCAUCUAGGAAAAGGGCUUUUGGUAAGAGGUUCAUUGCAGCAAAAUUGUAACAGUAUCAAUUAAAGAAUACUUGGUGAUAAUGAUAAAGAAGAAUUUUUUUUUUUUUUAAAAAC